AUGAUAAUAAGAGUUGGUAUUGGUCGUCCUGGUAAGUUUUUAUAGCCAUAUUUAUACUCAAAAUGAAGGUAAUUUUAUGGAGAAUAUAGUGACAGCCAGCUUUGGGAAUUGUAAAGCGUUUUUACUAGAGUAAUCAAGCGUUAAAGGCCUGAGAUGUACGUUAAUAUUAUAGUAAGGACAUUUUCGAUGCAAAUACGUCUAGAUACGAGAUAUAUGUUUGUGUUUGAUGUGAAAUGCUUGGCAAGUACAAGAUGUGGCAAUGUUGAAAACCAUCAACUUUACAAUUCAAGGCUAUCGUCCACAGCAAGGGACCUGAACUUACCCAUGCAAGUAUCUGAUACUGCGAUGGGUAACAUUGUUGAGGAUGAAGUUAGUGUAAGUUGAGGGUAGGGUAUUUAAUUUUCAUUUCUUUUCCAGAUAGAGCACUACCUAACCCUCAGGCAUCAACUAGGCUCCGCCUUUAAAUCGACCGAAGUAAUCCAUAGUGCUGAAGGCGUACUCGGUCUACAACAAGGUCCAAAUCUUCAGAGCCCUUUUAACAAUCUACUGCGACACGUUUCAUCUCAACAAUUUACUGUGUUAACUCAGAAUGUAGGCUACUACAAUGAAGUGAUACGAAAUUCAGGCAAUAUUGGUUAUGUCAGUUUUGGUGAGACUGAUGUUGUGAACUGUGGUAGAGACUAUACUACUGUUCAAAGUGUGAAUAGCAGUAGCUGGAAUUUUAGAAUUAACCGGUAUAUUGAAAUUUUGCAGGUUUAAUUAUUUUUAAAAUUUAUUUUAUCGAUUCCGAUAUUUUCGUGACAUUUCGUCACAAAUCAAUAUUUUUUGUGGCAUUUCGUUUAAAUAUUGAAAAACUUAAAAAUUUGUAAAAUACGAUUUGUAACUUCUUAAUUAUGAAGUAUCAAAAAUAGUUUUAAAAAUCCAAUAAUUUUUUUGGCAUUUCGUUACAAUUCAAUAUUUUUUGUGGCUUUUCGUCUAAAAAUUAAAAAAACGUAAAAUUGGUAAAAUACGACGUUUAUUAAAAUAGCGUUCAAUUGGUAACAAACUAAUUUUACUAAUCCAAUAAUUUGCGUGACACUCCAUCAAAAAAUCAAUAUUUUUUGUGACAUUUCGUUGAAAGUGGAAAAAUGAUAAUACUGCAAAGAAUUAUACCAAAAAAGUGAUAUUUUUUGUUAUUUUUUACAAUUUUUUUGGUUUUAUUAAAGGUCGAUAAUUUUUGUGACAUUUCGUCUCAAAAUUCAAUAUAAUUUGUGACAUUUUGUCCAAAUUUAAAAAAUGGUAAUUUUACAAACUUCUAUGUUUAAAAUUAUGUUUAUAAUAAAAUUUUCUCCAAAAUUUUUUACCCGGUCAACAAGUUUUUUCCAUUUCCAGCUUCCAAAUGGCCGACUUCUAUGACCAAAAUGAGUAUUUGGCUACAGUAGAGCCUUCAGAAGCGUAUACACUGGUUCCACGCAAGAUUCUGCUGCAAAUUUUGAGCAUAGUGAAAGCUAAGCCAGUGGCAAGUAAUAUUACAACAUAUACGGUGCAUAGUACUGACAACUUGCCAUUGAUUCAGCUACAAGUUGGGUCAUAUGGGCUGGUUUGGGAGCCUAGGCAUUACCUUAUGGUAAGAAGCUAAAGUAUAAUUAAAAAAAAUUUUUUUUGAAGUUGAUUUUGAAAUUUUAAAUUGUGUUUUUGAAGUUUUAAGUCUAAGGUUUCCAGGGUAACCGGUUAGCGAUGAUGCUGAACCCCCAUGAUGGUGUUAUGGGUUACCCCAGCUGGGUGUUUGGCAACAACUUUCUUAAGCAGUACUGUGUGGCGUUUCAGCCAAAUCAACUGACAUUUUCCAAAAUAUUUGGACUCCAAAUACUAUUCAAAAUCAAAAUUUCGAAAAUUCAAAUUUGGUACAAGUUGGUACUGUUUUAUUGUUUUUUGCACUGUUGA
This is a messenger RNA of Bursaphelenchus okinawaensis, 1923 nucleotides long. NCBI's taxonomy places the organism in Eukaryota, Metazoa, Nematoda, Chromadorea, Rhabditida, Aphelenchoididae. The record is from the annotation of a GenBank genome assembly.